Molecule: messenger RNA, 225 nt
Organism: Penicillium mononematosum
Lineage: Eukaryota; Fungi; Ascomycota; Eurotiomycetes; Eurotiales; Aspergillaceae
Product: Integrase catalytic core
Exons: 1
Coding region: 1-225 (74 amino acids)
Source: RefSeq, a predicted model, not a curated record
AUGCUUUCUGUGUUGCUGGUAAAUGGGCUCCUUGUUCGUGAGCCUGCUUAUGAUGCGUUGCAAGACAGGCAGAAGGGGGGGAAGGAGUUCAUGAGCGGAUGCAAAUUCACGAAACGUAUUGGCGCUAUCCCUGGCAAAGCAACAUGGACGAGUAAAGACUGGGCCGUGGCCAUCCUCGCCCAUAUAAAGUCCGCCGACGGGGGAUUGCCCACUAUGGAUCUCUGA